This is a messenger RNA of Ruditapes philippinarum (Manila clam), 114 nucleotides long. RefSeq names its product T-complex protein 1 subunit delta-like. NCBI's taxonomy places the organism in Eukaryota, Metazoa, Mollusca, Bivalvia, Venerida, Veneridae. Gene Ontology annotation, biological process: protein folding. The record is from RefSeq and is a predicted model, not a curated record. Gene Ontology annotation, cellular component: chaperonin-containing T-complex. Gene Ontology annotation, molecular function: ATP-dependent protein folding chaperone; ATP binding.
GGGGCAAUCACGAAUAUCCUGGAGGAGAACGUUGUCCAGCCUUUACUUGUCUCACAGAGUGCCAUACAUCUGGCAUCAGAAACUGUCCGUAGUAUCAUGAAAAUUGAUGAUAUU